UUUCUACAAAUACUCGAAUCGAGUUUUAGAAAGAAAUGGAAGCCUUCAAAAGCAUUACCAACCCCUUGAGUUCUUUAUGUUUUGUAUGCGUUCUACUUCUCUUUGCUAAUGCAGCUGCUGAGAAAACUCAUUAUCAUGAUUUUGUUAUUCAAGCAACACCAGUGAAGAGGCUGUGCAAAACCAGCAACGCCAUAACAGUGAAUGGGCAAUUCCCUGGACCGACAUUGGAAGUAAACAACGGGGAUACUUUAGUGGUUAAAGUUGUGAAUAGAGCUCGAUAUAAUGUCACCAUUCACUGGCAUGGGGUUAGGCAAAUCAGAACUGGAUGGGCAGACGGACCAGAAUUUAUCACUCAGUGCCCGAUUAGACCAGGAAAGAGUUACACUUACCGGUUCACCAUUCAAGGACAAGAAGGGACUCUUUGGUGGCACGCCCACAGCUCAUGGCUCAGGGCCACUGUUUAUGGAGCGUUAAUUAUCCACCCAAAAGAAGGAGAAAACUAUCCAUUUCCUAAGCCCAAAAGAGAAACACCAGUUCUACUCGGUGAGUGGUGGAAUACAAAUCCUAUUGACGUCGUAAGAAGAGCUACAAGAACAGGAGCAGCUCCUAAAGUAUCAGAUGCGUACACCAUCAAUGGUCAACCAGGUGACCUCUACAAGUGUUCCAAACAAGAUACCACCAUAGUCCCUAUGGAAUCUGGCGAAACUAACCUCCUUCGAGUUAUCAAUGCUGGAUUGAACCAACAGCUUUUCUUUACUGUGGCCAACCACAAGCUUACUGUUGUUGGAGCAGACGCCUCUUAUGUUAAGCCCUUCACAACAUCUGUUCUUAUGCUGGGACCAGGCCAGACAACUGAUGUCCUAAUCAGAGCUGACCAGACACCAGCCAGAUACUACAUGGCAGCACGUGCCUACGCAAGUGCUCAAGGUGCUCCCUUUGAUAAUACCACGACUACUGCCAUCCUCGAGUACAAGACAGCUUCUUGUUCUUCCAAUUGUGUCAAGACAAAUCCAGUUUUCCCAUCUCUACCAGCAUAUAAUGACACAAACACUGCUACAGCCUUCACAACCAAAUACAGGAGCCCAAGAAUGGUUGACGUGCCCACUGAAAUUGAUGAGAAUCUAUUCUUCACAGUCGGGCUAGGACUCAACAACUGCCCAAGAGGUGUAAGCUCUAGUAACUGUCAAGGUCCAAAUGGAACCCGAUUCGCUGCCAGUAUGAACAAUGUAUCUUUUGUGCUACCAUCCAAUUUUUCACUGCUACAAGCACAUCACCAAGGCAUACCUGGUGUCUUCUCAACUGAUUUUCCAGGUGUGCCACCUGUAAAUUUUGAUUAUACAGGCAAUGUGAGCCGGUCACUAUGGCAACCUAUUCGAGGAACUAAGUUGUACAAGCUGAAAUAUGGGGCAAGAGUGCAAGUUGUGUUACAGGGGACAAGCAUCUUCACAGCUGAGAAUCACCCAAUUCAUCUUCACGGAUAUGAUUUUUACAUUAUUGCAGAGGGUUUCGGUAACUUUAAUCCAAAAACAGAUACAGCUAAAUUCAACCUUGUUGAUCCACCUCUCAGAAAUACGGCCAGUUUACCUGUUAACGGAUGGACAGUCAUCAGAUUUGUGGCUGACAAUCCAGGAGUGUGGCUAAUGCACUGUCACUUGGACGUUCACAUUACCUGGGGUUUGGCCAUGGCGUUCCUCGUGGAAAAUGGAGUUAGUGAACUGGAAUCGUUGGAGACUCCUCCAGUAGAUUUUCCUAUCUGUUGACGACUGCAAGAAGCAACGUAAUACAAAAACUCAUAGGCCUACAGAUAUCAUUUCAAUAGAUUUAGGCAUUCAAUAUGAUGUUCCCUGCAUAUUUUCCUAGAAUUUCUUUGUUUUUUUUUUUUAUAUAUAACUGGAUCAAGAUGGUUCCAAAAGUUGUCAUUGAAUUCACUAUCUGUCGUAGAAUUAAGACAGCAUAUU
This is a messenger RNA of Solanum dulcamara, 1958 nucleotides long. Its product is annotated as laccase-12-like. NCBI's taxonomy places the organism in Eukaryota, Viridiplantae, Streptophyta, Magnoliopsida, Solanales, Solanaceae. Gene Ontology annotation, cellular component: apoplast. Gene Ontology annotation, molecular function: copper ion binding; hydroquinone:oxygen oxidoreductase activity. Bases 36 to 1760 code for a protein of 574 amino acids. The transcript has 6 exons. The record is from RefSeq and is a predicted model, not a curated record. Gene Ontology annotation, biological process: lignin catabolic process.